Molecule: messenger RNA, 1698 nt
Organism: Acanthosepion pharaonis
Lineage: Eukaryota; Metazoa; Mollusca; Cephalopoda; Sepiida; Sepiidae
Source: the annotation of a GenBank genome assembly
AUGUUUUCUUUUCUUUUUCUUUUUCUUUUUUUUCCAUCUUUUCUUUCCGUUAUGGUUUGCCUUUUUUUCUUUCUUUUUUCUCGUUCUUGUUUUCUUUCUUCUGUUUUCUUGAUACCUCCCCUUCUUAGCCGUUUUCAUUUACUUUUCUCUUUUUCUUUCUUUCUUUCUUUUUUUCUUUCUUUCUUUCCACACUUUCUUCCUUUUCUCCCCUUUUAUCAAUACACCCUCUUUCUCUCUCUCUUUUUUCUAUCCUCAAUUGAAAAGUCGCCGCCCUUUAUCUUUCCUUUUUAUGCUUCCUUUCAUUCGUCUUUUCUUCUUUUUUUUCAAAAUUUUCUUUUCUUCGCAUUUUUCUCUUUUUUUCACAUUUUUCUCUUUUUAAAGGUUUUCUGUUUUUUUGUUUUUUUUACUUUUGUUUCUUUGCCCACUUGGGCUACUUUUCAUGGUCGUCUUCUAUCUUCUUCUCCUCCUCCUCCUCCUCCUCCUCCUCCUCCUUCUUCUUCCCCUCCUCCUUCUUCUUCUUCUUCCCCUCCUCCUCCUCCUCCUUCCUUCUUCUUCUUCUUCUUCUUCUUCUUCCUCCUUCUUCUUCUUCCCCUCCUCCUCCUCCUUCUUCUUCUUCUUCUUCUUCUUCUUCUUCUUCUUCUUCUUCUUCUUCUUCUUCUAUCACCCAGCUUUUUUUCUUUUUCUCUAAUUUAUACCUCUCCUCCCACUCUUACGUUUUCCCCUAUUUCUAAACUCUCCUCCCACUUUCCAUCUUUUUCUCUUUCUCGAAUUUCUUCAUUUCUAUGUUUCCCUCUAUUUCUCCUCUUUUUUUCAUCUUUCUUAAUCUAUAUUUCUCCAUUUUUUUCUUUAAUUACCGCACUUCCUUUCAAUGGUUUUGUCAAUCUUGUUGAUAUUUCAUUCGUAACAUUUUUUUUAUUUAUAGGUUUAGCUUAUGAGAUAAGCUUGUUAACCAUACAUUACGUUUGCUGUAUCUAUUUCAUUCUUUCUUUCGGUUUUCUCUUUACUCUCUCCACUCUCCCUUUUCUGAGUUUUCUCUCACUUUUAAUUCCUCCCUCUUUUUUUUCUCCUACGUCUUCGUCUACUCAUAUUUUCCCCAAUACUUCUCCUUAUAAGUUUUCUUCUUACUCUUUUAUUUGUUCUCUCUUAAAUCGAAUUGGUUGGGCCGUGGUUCUGAUCGCCUUUUACACGGAUUUUUUCUACAACGUCAUCAUUGCUUGGUCUCUCCACUAUUUCUUUGCAUCUUUCACCACAAACCUGCCAUGGGUCUCUUGCGAAAACGACUGGAACACGCACCGUUGCUACGACAUCUUUUCCCGAUUCAAGAACGGAAGUCGAGGUCUACUGAACCACACACUGGGCGAGUUCACUACCAAUAACACGGAAAUCCAAUCUAUUGUCAACAUAUCUGUUGGACUGGCACACAAUGUCACCACCAAGAUACACCAACUACACAUGUCCACGAAUAAGUCGGUCUUUCCUGCUCAAGAAUACUUUGAACGUAAAAUGUUGGAACUACACGAGUCUGAUGGGAUCUUUUCAGUGGGACGUCUCAAGUGGGAGAUGGUCCUCUGUUUGAUGGGAGUAUACAUCAUUUGUUAUUUCAGUAUGUGGAAAGGCAUUUCCACUUCAGGAAAGGUAAGAAAAGAAAUCUAUCUAUCUAUCUAUCUAUCUAUCUACACUGAAAUGUUAAUUACUUGA